AAUUAAUCAUUGAUUUCCUUUUUCUACUUUUUUUUUUCUUUUUCAUUUCCUAAAUUUGGAUCUGUCAUUGGAAUUUGUGUCAUGUUUUCACAUUGAUCUAGUUAGGAGACACUACUGGUUUUAAGUAUUGUUAUGUGUGUUCUUCUUGCAAUUAAUUCACCUCCUUUGUUAUUGUUCUUUAUUUCCUUGGUUCUUGUUCCUUUUGACAGGCUGAUCUGAAUAUAGUUAAUAGCCUUAUCCUUAUUAAAAAGUGUGAUAGUUAGUGGAAAAAAUCUAAAAACAUGAAGCAUAAAGAUGGAAAACUGAUCAAUCCCCCGAACAAGCACAGAUCGCUGACCGCGGCAAUUACUAUCAUUGUGUUGUGUGGUUUUUCCUUCUACCUAGGUGGAAUCUUUAAAUCUGGAAAUAGUGAUAAUGGUGUUAGUGUAAUCAACAACAUUCAGAAAACACUUGAAUCUCCUAAAGAGUCCUCAGGUUCUCUUCAAAUUAGGUCCUUCAAUUUCCCUGAAUGCAGCAAUGACUAUCAAGACUACACUCCAUGCACAGAUCCAAAGAGAUGGAGAAAGUAUGGUACCUAUAGACUUACUUUGUUGGAACGCCAUUGCCCUCCAAUUUCUGAGAGGAAAGAAUGCUUAGUUCCUCCUCCACCUGGAUAUAAGCCUCCAAUUAGAUGGCCAAAGAGUAGAGAUGAAUGUUGGUACAGGAAUGUGCCAUAUGACUGGAUUAACAAGCAGAAGUCUAAUCAGCAUUGGUUGAGAAAGGAAGGGGAGAAAUUUCUGUUUCCUGGUGGGGGUACUAUGUUCCCUAAUGGUGUUGGUGAAUAUGUUGAUUUAAUGCAAGAUCUGAUCCCAGGAAUUAAAGAUGGGUCAGUUAGAACUGCAAUUGAUACUGGUUGUGGGGUUGCUAGCUGGGGUGGUGACUUGUUGGAUCGCGGCGUUCUGACGAUUUCUCUUGCACCGAGAGAUAACCAUGAAGCUCAGGUUCAAUUUGCUUUGGAGCGCGGUAUCCCUGCAAUUCUUGGUGUCAUCUCUACACAAAGACUUCCUUUCCCUUCAAACUCCUUUGAUAUGGCUCAUUGCUCUAGAUGCCUUAUCCCAUGGACUGAAUUUGGUGGAAUUUAUCUCCUUGAAAUACACCGAAUUCUUCGUCCUGGAGGAUUUUGGGUUUUGUCCGGUCCACCAGUAAACUACGAGCGUAGGUGGCGCGGAUGGAAUACGACAGUGGAAGAACAAAGAUCAGAUUAUGAGAAGCUACAAGAUUUGCUCACAUCAAUGUGCUUCAAAUUAUACAACAAAAAGGAUGACAUUGCUGUAUGGCAGAAGGCCACAGACAACACUUGCUAUGAUAAGCUUUCAAGAGAUAGCUAUCCUCCAAAAUGUGAUGACAGCCUUGAACCAGAUUCAGGGUGGUACACUCCGCUUCGCGCAUGUUUUGUCGUUCCAGACGCAAAGUACCAGAAAUCAGGACUCACAUACAUGAACAAAUGGCCUCAAAGGUUGAAUGUUGCACCUGAAAGGAUUUCAAUUGUUCAAGGUUCAAGUUCUAGUAGUUUUAGUCAUGAUAACAGUAAGUGGAAAAAGCGUGCUCAACACUACAAGAAGUUGGUUCCUGAACUUGGAACAGAAAAGGUAAGAAAUGUGAUGGACAUGAAUACAGCUUAUGGAGGUUUUGCUGCUUCCUUGAUCAAUGAUCCUUUGUGGGUUAUGAAUGUUGUCUCAUCUUAUAGUCCUAAUACACUCCCUGUUGUUUUCGACCGCGGCCUCAUUGGAACCUUCCAUGACUGGUGUGAAGCUUUUUCAACAUAUCCUAGAACCUAUGACUUACUUCAUGCUGAUGGACUCUUCACUGCAGAAAGCCACAGAUGUGAAAUGAAGUAUGUGAUGUUGGAAAUGGACCGUAUUUUAAGACCAGGCGGACACGCUAUAAUUCGAGAGUCAAGUUAUUUUGCGGACGCAGUUGCAACAAUUGCCAAGGGUAUGCGAUGGAUAUGUCGCAAAGAAAACACUGAGUAUGGUGUUGAGAAAGAGAAGAUAUUGAUAUGCCAGAAAAAGUUAUGGCAGCCAUCCAACUCAGGAUCAAGAUAAUGUGACAAACUCAUGAACAUGUGAAGUGGUGAGAAAGGAGUGGCUAUUAAGAAAUCGUAAUUCCAUAAGUAAAGAAGCAAAGGGAAACGAAUUCAGAGCCAUUCUUAACAAAAAAGAUUGAUUCAUUCUUAUUAUAAUCAAUAUCAAUAUAUAUACAGAUCAAGGAUCAGUCAAGUUCAAAUUUUUAUCAAAUACUAUUGGAGAACUAGUAACUCAAUAAUUUGAUUUUGUUAAGUUAUAUAGAAGAUUUUCUUAUAGAUAAUAUUCUUUGUAUUGCAUCAAAUUUAAUGUAUCAGGUGUAUUCCUCUUUGUUUAUCUAUUUUUGUUGUUGUUAUUGUUGUGUAAUAUCCAACUUCUUCCAAAGUUAAUUCAUGUGAAGAAAUGAAAGUUUCAUCUCCCACAGAAAGCAUAUAAUAUGCUAUAUGCAAUUUAUACAAUAAUAAUUGAUACUCUUAUGUUGAGUUA
Molecule: messenger RNA, 2549 nt
Organism: Cicer arietinum (chickpea)
Lineage: Eukaryota; Viridiplantae; Streptophyta; Magnoliopsida; Fabales; Fabaceae
Product: probable methyltransferase PMT21
Cellular component (GO): trans-Golgi network; cytoplasm; endosome
Molecular function (GO): methyltransferase activity
Source: RefSeq, a predicted model, not a curated record